AUGAAGGAGGAAUCCACCCGAGACACGCCUGAAGGCUCAACGGCUGAAGACCCUGGCUCCAAGGCCAACCUCGCCGCAAAAGAUCGCAAAUGCCAGUACUGCCAGCAAGCAUUCACCUCCUCAUCUUUGGGUCGCCACCUCGAUCAAUUCUUGUUCAAAAAGAAACCCGACGGCGUUCACGAUGUGGAAGAGAUUCGGCGACUUCGGAGUGGGAUCACGAGGCGGCAGGCCAGGACAUCUGCGGGAAGGACGGACGCGAGCCCUGACCGAAGCCAGAGAAAGAGCUCUGUAGAUCCAUCCACGACCGUCGAACCCAGUGCGAAGUCGCGCGACGCUCCAGUGCGCAUGAUGUUCAACACCCCCACUUGGCAUGCGACUGGGGUGAUCAAUGAUAUCCCGAACCCGAGUCGCGUGCCGGAUGGACCACGCAUCACUCCUUCGCAGUCUCGCAACGUCUCGCUCCAGCUGCCAGAUUAUGCGAGUCGAGGAGGGAGUGCCAGCAGCCCGGAUACCAUGCGAGCGCUGGAGCUGGCCUUGCGUGAAGUGCUUGAUAACAUUAAAGCAGCAACGUACGUUGGACCAAACCCUGUCACUCAUCUCCACCCCGGCUCACUGAAUUUUAGUGUCCGCUCACCACCUCGGUUGACCCCAUUCGACUUCGAAAUCCAAUCGCAGACCUUCCCUUCCCUAUGCUUGCGCCUGCUACCUCCUCCGCCGAGCCUGUUUGCAACCAAUCCGUUUCCCUCCUCAUCCUCGUUCCCACUUCAACCACCGGGUGCCGACUAUGUUGAUACAGUCCGACAAGCGCUGCGGUCCCAAGUUGCGCAAUGGCACACAGAUCAGCUUGCAGCAGAUCCAGCUGUUGCACUCCACGCUAGACAUGGAAGUAACGGAGUGGACACGGGCAUGCUAUACCGCAGCAUGCAACAGCAUGAAGAUAUCAGUCUGCGACACCUAGAAUUAGCCUUCAAUCACUGGAACUCGCUCUCGCAUGAGGUUCGUCGCGACGCGUGGCAGCUGGAAAUCAUGCGCGCGUUUGCACGGGAAUCCGAGAAACGCAAAUCAGUGGAUGACCAGCUUGCCCGUGUACAGCAAGAAGCAAACCAACUCCGUGCACAGGUUGAGCGCCUCGGUUCAUGCCAGUGGCCUCGCGAGUUUGCUCUCUUCCCACCCGACACACUACCCCUGCCGCGGCAGGUUACGCGCGAAUUGGACGCGCAGGAUAGUAGCAACAUCGGUCCUAACUCAUCUCGGUGGGACUAUGAUAAUGUCGUCGCCAAGUGGAAGCGGGUUGUCAUGCACGACAAGGGCAUGGGCCGCAUUGGGGUUGGUUAUGGGGGACAUGGGGAAGAUCAUAACCUUCAGCAAAGCCCUGAUAUUCGGCCACCACGCCCCGGCGAAGAUACUACUUCCCACCCGAACCGCCUGCGGCCUUUGCAGUCUACAGCAACCAGGAGUCCUGAUGUAGGUGCUGCAUCUACUCCUGCGUCAUCGACCCAUUACGCCUCGCCCCACUCUUAUGCAGAUCCUCGCAGCCCAUCUGGCGCCUUGCCCCCAGUAAGUGGGCUGCCGCCAGCCAAGCGGCCGCGGUUGAUGAACGGCUCAGAAGAUCAUCCUGAGACCGGACCUUCUCCUCAUCCCGCCAGCAAACCAUGGACAUCGUCGACUCCCCACCUGUCCAACAUCGCUGCCCCCUCGGGACAGACCCCUCCAACUCGACCUUAG
Messenger RNA from Penicillium salamii, 1725 nucleotides. Lineage: Eukaryota; Fungi; Ascomycota; Eurotiomycetes; Eurotiales; Aspergillaceae. The record is from the annotation of a GenBank genome assembly.